Rubroshorea leprosula is the source of this 510-nucleotide messenger RNA. NCBI's taxonomy places the organism in Eukaryota, Viridiplantae, Streptophyta, Magnoliopsida, Malvales, Dipterocarpaceae. The record is from the annotation of a GenBank genome assembly.
UUCAACCAGUCUUCUCUCUCGCUCUUCUCUGCUUCUUUUUGUAUAAAUUUCCUCUCUCGUUCUCUCAAAAACUUCAUUUCUUUCCACUUACGUUACACCAACUUGAAGGCAUAUAGACAUUCUCUACCAUGGAAGGAGAUACUGGGUGUAAAGAAGAUGAUCAAGACAGGAGGUCGAUUGCGCAGUCUGGGGAUGAUGAAGCAGGUUGUUCUGUUACCGUUAGUGCCGCCCAAAACCCAGAAAAAGAAGAUGAAGACUCACAGGAUGAUAAAGCAAGUUGUUCUGUUACUGUUAAUGGCGCUAGAAACCCAGAAAAUGAAGAUGAAGAGGGUGAUAGAGGCUCGGUUCUUCUGAAGGAACAAGUCUUUCCGGUAUUUUCUUCAGCUCUUUCCGUUUCCUUUUGAAUUUGUUUCUUUUAAAUAGUAAGAAAGAAUUGUUCUUGAUAACGGGUUUUUCGUGGGACUAACUCUUUAGAAGCAUUCAAAGUUGUGGCUAGCUUGAUGUGAGUUU